This is a messenger RNA of Electrophorus electricus (electric eel), 858 nucleotides long. The record is from RefSeq and is a predicted model, not a curated record. Lineage: Eukaryota; Metazoa; Chordata; Actinopteri; Gymnotiformes; Gymnotidae.
AUGAAGAUCAUUGUGGUGCCUUUAUACCAUCACUACCAUCAAACCAUCUCCUGGGCCCUGCAUUAUAACCGAUCAUCUAUACCAGUGGGUGUGGAAGUUCAAGAGAGUCUUCACACUAUCUCUGAAGCUGAUAUGGACUUCAUAAUGGCUCUGUAUGUGCAGCAUUAUUGGAAAGAUGAGUAUCUGUCUUUCCCAAGAAGCAGCAACCAGAGCAUGACCUUUGACAGCAGGCUAGUGAAGAAGAUCUUGGUGCCUGACAUGUUUUUUGUUCUCUUCAAAAGGUCUUUCAUUCACAGUACAUCCACAGACAACGUGAUGUUGCAGAUCUAUCCUGACUGCAAUGUGCUCUGUAGCUUGCAAGUAACAGUCACUGAAAUGUACAUCAUAGACCUGAGUCGUUUUCUCUUGGACACCCAAAUCUGCUGUCUCGAAAUAGAGAGCUGUGUGUAUGCUGCUGCUGACCUCAUGCUGUGCUGGCAGAAUGGAAAUGAGUCUUUGAACACCGACAGGAUCUUACUGUCCUGGUUUCUCUUUUAGAAGUUACAAACUACAAAGCUGGCUUUCCACAGCAUCACAGGCUGGUAUAAUCGGCUGUACAUCCACUUCACCCUCCGGCACCAUAUCUUAUUUUUCCUGCAGCAGACGUACUUCCCUGCCACUCUCAUGGUCAUGCUGUCAGAUCAUGCUAGGUAUCAUGAUGGUUCUAAUAAUGCCUCCAUGCCGCUCAUGUCCUACAGCAAAGCAGUGGACCUCUAUAUAAAUAUUCCCUAUUCGGCAUCAUUUAUUGGUCCAUCUACUCCUAAGAAGACAGAGUCAUUGGAGACCACCUCGUUCAGCUGGAACUGCAAAAGAUCCUGA